Messenger RNA from Moneuplotes crassus, 1655 nucleotides. The record is from the annotation of a GenBank genome assembly. Lineage: Eukaryota; Ciliophora; Spirotrichea; Euplotida; Euplotidae.
AUGCCUAAGCUUCCAACAAUCAAGCAUAACUCCAGCAAGCUUGAUGGUAAAUUAGGCACUUAUGCAAGCAACAAGAAUAAUGCUAUUAAUGAAAAUGAUACUUUGAGAUCUACUCAUGCGAACUCAACUGUAAAGAAUGAUUUCAGAUUUGCUGGGAAACUCAAGUAUUUCAUUAACAAAGCAGGUGAAGAUACCACUUUUAUGGAAAAAGAUAAAAAUCUGUCAACUAAAAAGCUAAAUAAGAUUAAUUCAAAGGCGUAUAACUGAUAUAAUGAUGACUCCUUACAGCAAUCUCGGGACAGGUCUAGAGAGACGCUCAGGAAUAAUUCUAUCUCAAACAUCAUCAAGCUUAGGUCUAAAGGUCCGAAGAAGUUAGCAAUAAUUGAUUCAAAGAUGAAGACUCCUGAGAGAUGAGCAGAUUUCAAAUCCAUCCAACUUGAGAGAUAUAAGCAAAAUCCCAUUUAUCUCAACCAAAAACCUAACAACAAUGACGCGUUUAAGAAAAGAAUCAACGAGAUUGGUAGGCGGAAGAAGAACCUGGAGAUUAUGGCCAGGAGGACCCCUAUUGCUAAGAAGAAGAACUUAACCAAGCCUAGUGGGAGAAACUUUCAUCAACAAAAGAGUUUUAAUCCUUUGAACACUUCAAAGAAUAAGUCUAAUAAAUUAAACUAUUUUGAGCCAGGAAGGGCUCUUGGGCUAAACAAUAACGAGGAUGCCUGUAAAACCUCCGAGUCAAGGGAGUUCAUCCUCGAUGCAACUUUAAAUAAUAGAGAAGCUUCAUUGAAUUAUAGUUAUAAUGAGAAUACUAAUGUUAUUGAAACUAAAAGAGAUCGAUCAUGCGGAAGAAUUCUUAAAAACAAAACUGUCUUGUCUAAAUCUCAACAUCCAAAGCUUAAACGGAGGCAGUAUGGAUCAAAGGUUUCAAUGGUCUUGAAAUCCUUGCAUACUCCAUUUGAAAGACAUCAGAAUACCUCUAAUCAAAUUUUGACUAAUAGAUCAAAAUGUUCAUCUAAGGAAGGUGAUCUCAGCAUAGUCUUCGUAGAUUCUCAAAGAACUAUCCACAAAGAUGAAACUAACAACGAUACCAUAAACUCAGCUUAUAACAAUUUUCAGGUGUUUGAAAACCCUAAUGAGAACAAAUUCAGAAUGAAAGGUAUAAACGAGAUGAAGAUUUUGCCAAAAUAAAAGCUUAAUAAACACUAAUCGUAACAUUCCAACUGAAUAUACACAAGAAUACGUAGACUCAGAAGACAGAGCCCAAACUCUUCAUGGGACAGCGGAUUUGGUCUGAUGAUCGCUGAGUAAUUUCCAAAGGUCACUGAACAACGAUAUCAAAAUAGUUGACAAUGAAGGAUCACUGACCAGUGAAGAUGGCCAAACAGAUAACUCAAAUGGAAAUGGGAAAUAUAACACCAUUCAAGAAAUUGAUGACUCUGCAUCUGAUACUAUGAUGAGCUGGACUGAAGGCAGGAAUGAUAUUGACAAUUGGUUUGAGCAAAUGGAUGUUAAAUAAGGACGAACAAAUUUUCCUCAUUCCCAAAUAUCAAACCCCUUGAAUAAAACUAAAGCCAAGUAUAUAUCAAGAGCAUUGGAUAGAUCCUGCAUUGAAGCCAAGUUUAGAAUAUUUUGAAUUUACAUAAGCCUAAUUUAACCAA